Messenger RNA from Carassius auratus (goldfish), 299 nucleotides. RefSeq names its product L-rhamnose-binding lectin CSL1-like. The record is from RefSeq and is a predicted model, not a curated record. The transcript is spliced from 4 exons. Lineage: Eukaryota; Metazoa; Chordata; Actinopteri; Cypriniformes; Cyprinidae. The coding region runs from base 12 to 296 and encodes 94 amino acids.
UUUUCGUUCACAUGUACCAAUAUACCAUCCUGAUGGAAAAACGAAGUGGGAUUACCUUGCUGCUGUUGCUGUGUCAACAUGCAUGUUUCCUCUCUGCAAGUAAUCCAAUAAAACAAACAGUGGCCUGUGAAGGACAAUCUGCAUCCCUCAGUUGUGACACGGGAUUCAUACAUGUCAGUGAUGCCAACUAUGGAAGGAAUGAUGGCAGUUUAUGCUCUGCUGGACAACGACGUGAGUGGCUCACAAAUGUUCACUGCUUCCAAAAAACAUCCCUCCAAACGAUGACCACAAGGUAGGAU